AUGUUUUCGUUAUCAGAUCUUGGAAUUUUUGCAAAAAAUAAUCUUAAAAUUUAUUACAACUCUGACUUAAAUUUGCAUAAUUAUCAACAAUAUUAUAUUUUAGGGGACAGUGCAUACCCAAACAGAGAUUAUUUGAAAACACCUGUUAAAGGAGAAUUGACAAUUGAGGAUCAAGAAUGGAAUGAUAUGUUAAUAUUACCAAGACAAGUUAUUGAAAGAAUAUUUGGAUAUUUUUAA
Molecule: messenger RNA, 237 nt
Organism: Hepatospora eriocheir
Lineage: Eukaryota; Fungi; Microsporidia; Hepatosporidae
Source: the annotation of a GenBank genome assembly